AUCUGUCACAUCGCUGGGCCGGAUCUGUCACAUGGCUGGGUAUAAAGCGGCCUCGCGGCGGGACCGACGCCGCACCACCAUGGCUCGAUACGCGGGGACGGCGGCUGUGCUGGGCCUGGCGCUGCUGGUGGCCAGCGCCGCCCAGUCCGCAACCUCCACACAGCGCACAUCUAAGCUCUCCCUCAGUCGGACCUGCCAAAGAUGCUGUCUGAAGAAUGUGCCGUGUCCGGCCAUCUGUGAUCUGUUCCCCUGCACUAAGCCGGCAGCGGGAACUUGUCCGUACGAGCAGGAGUCUUCGAUCGCCUGUGACGGCUCGCCGUCGGAUGACACGUGCCGUGGAGGCGGCGCCUGCCCGAGCGGCCAGCAGUGCUGCAGGGACGGCUGCCGCUACCGCUGCCGACCCGUGUGCCGGCCCGCCUGCGGCCCCGACCAGCGCUGCAUCCAGCCGACCAUCCAAUGCGUCCGGGCGCCCUGUCCACAGCCACCGCCGCAGUGCCAGCUGCUGAAGAAGCCCGGCACCUGCCCCGUGAACCGUCUUCCAGCCGGAGCUAUUUGCCAGAGGCCGCUCACCAAAUGCGAGGACGUCAAAUGUCCCGGCGAUCAGAAGUGCUGCAACAACGGGUGUUUGGAUGUUUGCACGCCGCCCUGCCUGCCGGAGUGCGGUCCCGGACGGCAGUGCGUGCUGAGGAAGUCGGCGGCCUGCCUGGGUCUGGACUGCCCGCCGCCGCCGCCGCCCGUCCCCCAGUGUGUGCUGAAGGACCCGUGCUCCGUGGUGCGAUGUGCCGCCGGCUUCCAGUGCGUGGUGGAGAACUACGAGGCAAAGUGCAAGAAAAUGGAGCCGAAACCCGGCACCUGUCCAAUCAACGACCUCCUGCCGGUGAUCUUGUGUCCGGCGAACGCCACUGACCACUGCUCAAACGACUUUGAAUGUCCAAGUGGCCAAAAGUGCUGCAGCUAUGGGUGCAAACUCAACUGCGUGAGCGCCUGCGUGCCGGCCUGCGGGGCCGGUGAGCAGUGCGUGCUGCCGCGGCAGCCGUGUCUGGGAGCCGACUGUCCGCUGCCCACACCGGCGUGCCGUCCCAUCGACCCGUGCUCAGUGGUCGACUGCCGCGCCGGCGAGCGGUGCGUGGUGCGAAACGGCACGGGCCGCUGCGAGCCGCCGCCGCCGCGGCCCGGCCAGUGUCCGGCCGCCCCCGACCUGCUCACACCCUGCGUCAUCACGGACGACGCGUGCCGCUCCGACCAGCAGUGCCGGCCGGGCGAGAAGUGCUGCUCGCUCGGCUGCAACAAGCAGUGUCGGCCGGCGUGCCAGCCACCGUGCCGUGCCGGCCGGAGGUGCCGAGUGGAGGUGGAGCCCUGUCUGGUGCCACCGUGUCGGCAGCGCGCGCGCUGCGUGCACGACCGACCGGCCCUGUGUCCGCCCAACAGGCGACCCGGGCUCUGCGUCAUCACCGAACGCUCGUGCUCGUCAGACGCCCAGUGUCAGUCCAACCAGAAGUGCUGCCCCAGGGGCUGCGGCCGCGAGUGCGUCCCAGUCAGACCGGUGACACGCCCGGGAAAAUGUCCUCCUAAUCAUCCAGAUAUCAUCUGCAAGUUUGAGAAACAUAGCUGUAAUUCGGAUAAACAGUGCAGAAUCGGUCAGAAAUGCUGUCUUCGCGGCUGCGACCGUAAAUGUGUAACAGUCAAGCAUCUGAGGGGAUGAGUGAGGUAGUCUAGAUAGCAAGUGCUAAGCGUGAACUACGGCUGCACAAUUCACUGUAGGGCCUUGGAUAACGAAUUUUCGCUGGGUGGGCAAAUGCCAGAAGUUUACCCGUAGAGCAAAAUUACGUACCUAUUUACCAUUUUUCGUUUUAGUUUAGUUGCUAGGAUAUUCCUAAAGAACAGGGAUGUUACCCACAUAUGAUGAAGUUUUUGUAGUAUCGCGGCGGGUCACGGAAUAACAGAUUCAGCUCUGA
This is a messenger RNA of Amphibalanus amphitrite, 1955 nucleotides long. RefSeq names its product keratin-associated protein 10-6-like (gene Pif2). The record is from RefSeq and is a predicted model, not a curated record. The transcript has 2 exons. Gene Ontology annotation, cellular component: extracellular region. Gene Ontology annotation, molecular function: peptidase inhibitor activity. Bases 32 to 1702 code for a protein of 556 amino acids. NCBI's taxonomy places the organism in Eukaryota, Metazoa, Arthropoda, Thecostraca, Balanomorpha, Balanidae.